This is a messenger RNA of Aspergillus homomorphus CBS 101889, 1732 nucleotides long. Its product is annotated as putative pre-mRNA splicing factor. Gene Ontology annotation, cellular component: U4/U6 x U5 tri-snRNP complex. The record is from RefSeq and is a predicted model, not a curated record. The transcript has 3 exons. Gene Ontology annotation, biological process: mRNA splicing, via spliceosome. Lineage: Eukaryota; Fungi; Ascomycota; Eurotiomycetes; Eurotiales; Aspergillaceae. The coding region runs from base 142 to 1710 and encodes 522 amino acids. Gene Ontology annotation, molecular function: protein binding; U6 snRNA binding; U4 snRNA binding.
UAUACUUUGACCCUGCACUCAAAGCUGGUAGAAGUAAGACUGCUAGCUUCAAACACCAAGUUCAAGCACAAUUCUUCCUUUGCGUGCCCCGACCACUCGAGUGGACACUUCUUGGCGGAUCCCCUCAUCUCGUCGCCCAUCAUGAUGCACCCGUCGCGACAGGCGUACGUGGAGGAGGCGCAGGACAUGGACAUGGGCAUUGACCUGGCAAAUUUGCCCGUUGACCGAAAUUAUGACCUUCCCUCCGCGGCGGCGGGCAUCCCGCCGGAAAGAGCCUCUGCUAUCCUGUCCCAGUUCGAGCGCAAGAGGAGAGCUGCGGCGAUGGCGGUUCCCACUGAUGACACUCGAGUGCGCGCACGGCUUCGAGAACUAGGCGAACCGAUUACGCUCUUUGGGGAAGGUCCCGUGGAUCGCAGAGACCGCUUGCGCGAGUUGUUGACCGAUCUUGCGGAGCGACAGCAGGCUGCAGCCGCGGCCGAGGGCGAUGUGGAGAUGCGGGAGGGGACAACGGAGGCUGAAGAAGACGAGGAGGAGGCUGAGCAACAGGAAGAGUUUUAUACAGAGGGCUCCGAGGAGCUUCUCAAAACGCGGAAAGAGAUCGCGCGGUUCUCCCUUCCGCGCGCAAAGGCCCGUGUCGCCCGGCUGCGUGAAGAAUCGACUAUCCCUCUCCGAACACAUAUCAAACACCGCAAAGCGAUCAAAGAAAAGUUAAACAAGUUCGACCUCUAUGGCUCCCAGAUCGCAGGCGACCGGCCUGUCAGCAUUUGUCGCUUCUCCCCCGAUGGGCAGAUGAUCGCCACCGGAAACUGGGGAGGAGGUAUCAAGUUGUUGACAGUACCCAACCUGGAGGAGAAGUUCUCGGUCAAGGGACAUACGGACCGGGUGGGCGGGUUGUCUUGGUUCCCGGGUGCGACUUCUACCGCAUCGGAAUCGACUGUGAACCUGGUCUCAGGUGGUGGCGAGGGCAACGUGUGCUUGUGGGCACUGGACAAGGAGCAGCCGCUGGCGACGCUCUCCGGCCACAGUGGUCGUGUCUGUCGGACGGAAUUCCAUCCGUCUGGCCGAUAUGUAGCAUCCGCCUCCUACGAUACUACCUGGCGGCUAUGGGAUGUGGAAACGACAACAGAAUUGUUACUGCAGGAAGGUCAUUCGCGGGAAGUGUACGCAGUUGCAUUCAACAACGAUGGUUCGCUCAUGGCGAGCGGAGGUCUGGACAGUAUCGGACGUAUUUGGGAUCUACGAACAGGCCGGACUGUGAUGAUCCUGGAGGGCCACAUCCGGGAGAUCUAUGGUCUGGACUGGGGUGUGGACGGCUACCGGGUGUUGUCCGGGUCUGGAGACGGAUGGAUCAAAUGCUGGGAUUUGCGGCAAGUGCGCAACACCGGUGGAAUUGGCGCCCAUAAGAGCGUCGUUUCCGACUUGCGAUGGUAUAAGGGCGCCGAAGCAACGUCCAUCCUACCCUCGUCAGAGGGUCGCAUGGAGAUGGAUGGCGAGUCACCGGCCCCCAUACAGCCUAGGAAGUCGGGAACGUUCUUUGUGAGCAGUGGUUUCGACAAGAACGUCAACAUCUUCAGUGCGGAUGACUGGUCAUUGGUGAAGAGCCUCAGUGGACAUUCCGGCAACGUGCUCAGCACUGACAUCAGUGCGGAUGCGCAGUGGAUUGCCAGUUGUGGCCAUGACCGGACAGUAAAGCUCUGGGGGAUUGAAUGAGCCUGAGUGUACUAUAGGCAAC